UUUAGUAUUCUGUGCUUAUUGGGGGUAAAAAAUAUCUGAAAGUCAUUGUUAAUGUGGAUAAAGUAUUGGGUCUUCAUUAUACAAAAGAGCAGUCAAAUAAAAGGGCAAUUACAUUGAUGCGUCGACAAUGUACACCGGAUAAUACACCUGAUAAAAAUCCCAAACAAUGUUUUGAUAUUGUUUUGGGUCAAAAACAAUAUGAAAACAAUUUAAGAAAUGAAGUGAAUACGACAAUGAGUCGUAUAAGUCGACAAUGGCAAUAUUUUUGGAAAAUUGCUAGACAUCGUAUGAAAAAAGAAACAAUGCAAUGGGCUGUUCUAUGUUUUUCAAAUGCAAUUGAAACAACAGAUGCCCUUAAUUUAUUUUUUUCAAUUAUGAAUCCUGUCAGCAUGGCUGGUUUUGGAUCGACUUUUUUUAAUAUUGCCAAACGCAUGAGUGCUAAGAAAGCAGCAAUGGCUGGAGCUGGUAUCAGUAUUGGCUUUUUGAAAGGUUUUUUAGUCUCCUUAUGGGAUUAUAUUUCACGAAAUAAGAAGAUGGGAUUUUUAGAACGUGAAAUGCAACUAAAACUCAAUUUAUAUGAAUAUACUUAUUUAUACAAUGUUAUUUUACGAUUUGUGGUAGCCGUCAAAUUUUUAAAAGAAGAAACAAAAGAUGGUAAUCUGAAAUUUUCAUGUGAUAAAUAUAAAUCAUUAAUGAAAUCAUUUGAGACAUCUGUUAAAUACAAUAAUUUUUAUAAUUUAUUAAAUGUGAUGGAUAAAAGACAUUUGCAUAAAUUUGCUCAGCCACAAUUUAUAAAUGAGGUAAGAUAU
This is a messenger RNA of Didymodactylos carnosus, 809 nucleotides long. The record is from the annotation of a GenBank genome assembly. Lineage: Eukaryota; Metazoa; Rotifera; Eurotatoria; Philodinida; Philodinidae.